This is a messenger RNA of Prorocentrum cordatum, 1070 nucleotides long. The record is from the annotation of a GenBank genome assembly. Lineage: Eukaryota; Dinophyceae; Prorocentrales; Prorocentraceae.
AUGGUCCACUCGAGCGUGGUCGAGCCCGCGGCCAAGAGGGCCAAGACCACCGACCUGGCCGCGCUCCGCGCGUUCACCUACGGGGAGCCCCAAGGAAGGGCGGGCGCGACAGUGGGCAAGUUCCAGAAGCGGUGCCCCAGAGAGCUGCUGACGCCAGACCAGUACAACCUGCAGAAGCAACUGCCAGUCGUCGGCAUCGAGUACUCUUGCUCCACCUGGGACCUCACCUCCGCAAAGAGAUCGUACAGCUUGAACCCAGUUUUGAUUAAGGUUGGAUCUCCGUCCAACAUGCAUUGGGACAUGAUGGAGUAUCUUCGCGACCACUAUGCUGGGGAGGUCCACAUUUCCACAGGCAUGACCACCAAGGACGAGAUCGAGCAGAUCGUUAAGUUCUGGGAGGUAGGCGGCCACGCCGCGAACCGCGUCGUGCUGUACAAUUGCACCUCUGGAUACCCCGUGCCGUUCAAGGACGUCUGCCUGCUCGACAUCCGGCUGCUGCAGGAAAAGUACCAGCACCGCGUCAAGUGCAUCGGCUUUUCGGGGCACCACCUGGGCAUUGCCAUAGACGUUGCGGCAUACGCGAUGGGCGCGCAGUGGAUCGAGCGCCACUUCACCAAGGACCGCACCUGGAAGGGCACCGACCACGCCGCCUCCCUGGAGCCCGCCGGUCUCACGAAGCUCGUCCGCGAUCUCGACGCCUGCUACACCGCCUGCACCUACAAGGAGACCGACAUCUUGCCGCUGGAGUCGGAGCAGCGAGCGAAGCUGAAGUGGGGCCUGUACAAUAAGGAUAUCGUGGCCAAGCUGAAAGAUCGCCGCCCCAUCUAGGGCGGCGCAGGGUGUGCAAGGCUCUGCGAUGGAAUUCGUCUUCGACACGCGCAUGCGCUGUCCGAUGCGGCGGCGCCACGCGUGUCAUCUUUUCCGUGCUAUCAAUUUAGGACCAAACCAUCCCCGGUCGGUGAGUGCUUGUUCUCGACCUCAGUGGUUCAUGUGCGGCUUGGUGUGAGAUCCACGCCUGCCUGCAGCGUUCACCAGAUCCGAGCAAAGAGACUGCGGAGCAACAGUAAGAA